Molecule: messenger RNA, 2022 nt
Organism: Podarcis raffonei (Aeolian wall lizard)
Lineage: Eukaryota; Metazoa; Chordata; Lepidosauria; Squamata; Lacertidae
Product: cytochrome c oxidase assembly protein COX18, mitochondrial
Exons: 6
Coding region: 16-1047 (343 amino acids)
Biological process (GO): protein insertion into mitochondrial inner membrane from matrix; mitochondrial respiratory chain complex IV assembly
Cellular component (GO): mitochondrial inner membrane
Molecular function (GO): membrane insertase activity
Source: RefSeq, a predicted model, not a curated record
UGCGCGGUGACCAAGAUGGUGCCCUGCGCCUCCCCUGCGCUCCUGGCUGCCGCUUCGGCCGCGCGCAGCUUGCGCGCCCCUCUCCGCCCGGGCCCGCGGUUCCUGCUGCUUUCCCGCGGCUGCUGCGGCGCCUCGCGCGCCCUCUGCGCGCCCGGAGGUAGCGGCGCCGGCGGCGGUGGCCGCGGAGAGCCCUCCGCGUCCUGGGCCUGGUACGAAGCUUUGUCGACCUCGGCGCCCGUGGCGUGGAUGGAGUCGAGCCUGGUGGCGCUGCAGGCCGCGUCCGGGCUGCCCUGGUGGGCCGCCGUGGUCGCCGCCAGCGCCCUCCUGCGCACCGGCGUCACCCUCCCGCUCGCCGCCCUGCAGAGCCGCGUCCUCGCCAAGCUGGAAAACCUGAAGCCUGAAAUCCACAGCCUAGCCAAGCACCUUCGCUAUGAAGUUUCCGUUUGUGCGAAACAGCGGAGUUGGUCUGAAAAGGAAGCCAGGUUCCAUUUCAAGAAGAAUCUGAAAAGGAUUGUUUCCGAGUUGUACGUGCGAGACAAUUGCCACCCUUUGAAGGCCACUUUGCUCGUAUGGAUUCAGAUUCCAAUGUGGAUCUUCGUUUCCAUGGCUUUGCGCAACUUCAGCAUCGGCAGAGCAGCUGCUGACGGGUUCUUAAUUCAGGAGCAACUUUCCACAGGAGGUGUCCUCUGGUUUCCAGACCUCACUGUACCUGACUCAACUUGGAUUCUGCCAAUCACGCUUGGACUCCUCAAUCUGCUGAUAGUGGAGAUUUUUGCUUUGCGGAAAACUGAACUGUCUCGGCUCCAGAGGUAUGGCACUAACUUCUUCCGAGGUGUCUCAGUGCUGAUGAUUCCAGUCGCUGCAACUGUACCAUCAGCAAUGGCUUUGUACUGGGUCUCCUCGAGUUUCAUGGGCCUUUCGCACAACCUCCUGCUUCGUUCUCCUGCUUUCCGUAGACUCUGCCGCAUACCCCGGACCAAGUCUGAUUCAGACACUCCUUACAGAGAUAUUGCUGCUGGAAUCUAUGCAAAGUAUUUCCCAAAGUGAAACACUCUUUCAGAAGACCUGUGCUAUGUUUAGAUUUGGAAUUGAGCUGUGCUCUGCUAUAAAAGACUUAUUUAAUGUGGCUCCAUUGGACUGAUGAGAAUUAUGACACCGUAUUUAUUUUCCUAAUAAAAGAGUACAUGUUGUUACAUUGGGAGGCCUUGUGGCUAAUAUGUUCGCAGAGUGGGGAAAUGUGUUGAUCCUUCACCACUACCAGUAAUAAUUUCACCUGUACAUUUUGUUCAGCUUCUAAAACAGGCACCCCCAACAUGCGGCCCUCCAGCUGUUUUUGGACUACAACUCCCAUCAUCCUUAGCUAACAGGACCAGUGGUCAGGAAUGAUGGGAAUUGUAGUCCAAAACAUCUGGAGGGUCAAAGGUUGGGGGUGCCUGUUCUAAAACAUUAUGCAUGCUUUCAGAUUGUUUUGGAUUUCUGAAAGUCCCUCUCUUUGUAUUAAUCUGCAUUUUAACAAACGCUGCACUGAAAUUCGUGAUUAGAUGCAUACUUAAGUUUGUAGCUUAUCUGCAUACAUAUUUAAAUACCUAUUUUAUCACAGUGUAUGCGUCUCUGUGUAUUCCCAAAACACACAUCUUUAAUCUUUUUCGAAUCGCUUUUUGAGAUGAGAGGUGUAUUGCAGAAUUUUGGGAUGUACAAAAUCUGAAGAACAAUUAUGUUGCAAUCCAUAUAUUAGAUGGGGAGAUGUGAAUUAAGUCAGUUCGUUGAAAAAACCCAGACAGAACAAGAUUCACAUCCAUCCUUAGAACCAGGCUGAGAAUGUCUCUCCACUAGCAAUCACAGUGCCUCCUAGCUAUAAUUCCUUUAGGGUGGUCUCUAAAUAAGCAAGACCACCUAAUAUUAUCUCAUGAUGCAGUUAUGAUGAAUUGGAAUAAACAAAAAAUAUUUCCUCUUGUACUCUUAUUAAUAAAAAAUGCCUGAUACACAAGAUAUCAAGGGUAGGAUCAAAUGCAUCCCCCCCCC